AUAGGAGUUAAAAUGUUCGGCACAGGCUACAGCAUGAAGCGUUCCAGUCGAUUUCAUGUCAAAUCAGGGCCUUGCGAGGAAGACACAGCGAAUAGGGAAAUGUGACUACGGAAAUGAAGAAAUAGAUGGAAAAGGGGGAAUGCACGAUUAAAAGUCCAUUUUAAAGUUCAUUAAAACCUUAAGUUAAGGUAAAACAUCCAAAGGAAGCAAAACACCAUAAGCAUAACAAUAUAAGAAUCAAAAAGCAAAAAAUUAAAAUCAAUGAAAUCGCAAAAAAAUAAAAUAACACUAUGAUACAAUACAAUACUAAAUUCACACUAUAUGGCAGACUUUUGUUUAAAUGUGGCUGAGUACCAACUGAAUAAAGUUUGUAAGAUAAGAGACUAUCAAAGCUUUAAGAAAUAUUAAAAAUCAGCAAAAUUAAGGUUACAGAAGGGGCUUUGCGAGCAAAAACAAUUAUAGAUUUCCAAACUGCAAGAAGUUAUAAAGGAUUCAAAUGUGUUAAAUAUGACUUUGAAUGGGAAAAAAUUGAAAACUCUCGCAAGGAAUAGUGAAAACACAAAUCUUAAACGAUAGUGAAAACUGCUCUCCCUUUUUUGCAAAGGGCGAAAGAGCGUUUAUUCUAUAUCGACAUUUCUUUUUCAUUUUCAACAAAUGCUACCUGACCAGAGGACAGUGUUUUGUGUCAUCAGAAAAACCUCUUUACGAAACAGAAAUGGCGUCUAAGACGAUUGAUUGUUCAGAAGAAGUCAAGCGCUAGGGCAAAUUAAAGCCUAAUUAUUGUACAAUCCACAAUGAAAGAAAAAUAUGCAAAAUUAAAAUGACAUAGAAGUAUGUUGUUAACAAACAAAGGCUUAAUUCAAAGAAGCUAAAUAAGCACAAAGUGAAGACCCAGCGCCGAAGACCAGCAGUACAUUUUGCAAUGCAAGGGUCUAAAGUAAACGCAGUAAGGCUUGAGUAGAAUGCUAAGAUAGGGUAAGAUAGAUUAGAUUGAACCUUGACUAGGCAAAACAUGAAUGGAACUGCAGGGAAUGCAACUACAGGUCUCGAUCAAGAAACGAUCACCUCGCUUGUACUGGGAUACACGGUGAGCACAUUAGUGAUCAUUCUAAAUGGACUGGAAAUUUACAUAAUACGAAAGAGACGGAAAAAAAUUACAGACUUCGAACUGAUCCUCUUCAAUCUGGCUACAGCGGAUUGUUUGACUGGAAUCGCCAACCUUAUAAGUACAGGAUUUGAGACACACUGGUACCUGUCCGACAAGAGCCUUUUGGAAGAAAUUUACGCCGGCUCUUACAUACUAAUCUUCAUCGCAGUGAUAAUGUCAGUAAAUUUCGUUAUACUUAUUGGAAUCGAGCGCCUAUUCGCCGUUAGGCUCCCAUUGCAGCAUCGUAUGUUCCAUAUGAAACGGAGGAAAGUAUACGGAGGCAUUGCGAUAAUCUGGCUUUUGACUAUCGUAAUUUGCAUACUUGCAGUAGUUUUGGAUCAUGUAAUCAAUAAUGGGAUACUAACGGAAUAUGGCUCGAAAUACCUUGGCAUUGCCUACGGGUCCUUCUUGUCUCUACAGUCUCUCAUUAUAAUCGUUAUCUACUCGAGCCUAGCCUUUUACGUUGCAAAGCGACAAUCAAGGCUCAAGAAAUUCAAUAGAGCUACUUUUCAGGCUUCAAGGAAAAGCCUUGAGAUAAGUUGGAAGAGGGAGCGGGCCACACUGAUUGUCUGUUUCCUGGUCGUUGCGUCAUUUAUUAUUUGCACAACUCCGUUUUCGGUUAAGUUGUACAAGUACGAAACAGAAGAUAACGAAUCGAUUCUACUUCUGUCGAACUCUGCUAUAAAUCCACUGAUCUAUUUUUUCAAGGGGUUUGUCGAAAAAUAUCACCGUAGGAGAAAAUCUGUUGAAGAUGCUUUCAAGGUUAACAAAGAAAUGGGAAGAACAAAACGCAUGCAUGUUGCUGAAGCUGCAAAUAACCCAGCGUUUGUAGAAAAGGAGGAUGCUUGAGUGGGUGUUACGAGAUUUGAGACAGGAUAUCAGCCUGUCGUUCGAUUUUUCUUACGUUUUCAAGCAAUGCUUUUCAAAACAACAAUUUUCACUCAAGAGCCGCCAUCCUAUCCUUACCUACCAGUAGCUGCCAUGGUAAGGAAGUUUUUGGCACUUGUACGCAAGAAACACAUUUUACAUGUCCCAAGACUCGACAAGAAGUGUUUUACUGACGUCUCCCUUCAAAGUUAACCAUUACAGCAAAAAGGCUGUUGCUAUCAUCAAAUUGUAUAUAGUGAGAGAGUUAAAAGGUUUUGAGCCACUCCAAAUAUAAUGAAAUGAAAUGAGCUUCAUAAAUGUUUUAUUAAUUAUUCACAGAAAUGAAAUGUUUAUUUAAUUAGAAAUUUGUUCUGUUACUAGCAAAGUGCUUACAAUUUCAAGAGAUUUCUACAUGGCAGUCUCGUCCCACAACUACUCGUCGUUUUCCUGGCUUAAGGAGGGUUGGUCAGUUUGACGAGUGGAAGUAUACCCUUAAAUUUGAUUAAGUUUGUAAACCCUACCCAUAAAAUCCAUGGUAAAAAUCCCACUAAUCUGAUCUAAAUGAGAAGUGUGUGAAGAAAUCAAGUCUAAUUAAAGCGACGAAAAACUGAGAUCAAUAAAGUAAGGCAAUGAGACUUAAUUGCAGCAGGCUGGGCUUUUUAUUUGAAAAAAUAUAUAACGCAUUAAUCUAGUUUUCUGUAUAAAUGAAAAUGAUAUGAAUGUGUCAAUUUGAAAUUAACAAAAUACAAGCUUUUCUUUUUUUGCUGGUCUUCAGACGUAAUUGGAACGAGCAUGUACCAAUAUUAUACAAUAUAAAGUACAUGUGUAGAUAUUAUACAUAACAACUGACAAGCCACGAAAUUGUAUUGAUAUUCCGCACUUCGGGGACCAAAGCAAUGGUGGUGCCUGGAUAUUUCCCACGCCUUCAAAUGCUAAAAAUAUUUCACGUUUAAGGGUCUUUAUCAUUUAUCUUCAAAUAGGUAAUUGCAAAGAUGAAAAUAACAAGCUUUAAGCAAAACUGGUAUAUAUGAAAAGUUUAAAUAUUUAGCUAUUUUGUCUUCAACUAGACUGCUUUGACUCCUGUUUCAAACAGAAAUCAUAAAUCAUAAUUUAUGAUCAUCCCUGAAUGACAGCCAAAGAUUAUUGUACAGAGCCAAAACCUUUCACUUUCCCAUCUACACACAUUUUAUAAGAAUACCUAAGUUUUUGCUGAGGCUCAAUAUUCUUAAUUUUUUCUAUUUUGUGCCAAAGGUUAUUCUUAAAUUAUUCUUAAUUCUCAGCGAUUUUGAGCCUUAACAUUCUUUUAAUAUUCAUUAUUUUUAUAACAAAUUAGGUAUAGAUAUGGAAGUUUUACAGUUAGCUAAUCUUGUCUUGACUUUUGGCCGUAAACAGGAAGGUCUAUCUUUCGAUGACGUUAACUUAUCGUUCAAGUUUGAACAUGUCCUUUUUGGGUCACAUCAAUUUCCGGAUUUCAUUCAAGAUAUUUCAGUCAGCAGAAUUACUUUUUAGCGCUUCUGAACGCAGAGGAAUUUAACAUGUUGGUGAAGAUAAUUAUAAAGUUUCUGAAAGAACUACAAAGCACCAUAUUCUUACAAAUAUUUCUCACAAAUAAAUAUUUCAUAUUUUUUUCCAUUUCAUUUAUUCACUCCAUUUUUAUUUUUUUUGGAAGGAUUCUCUUCAACAUACGUUGCCUUUCGGAUGGCUCUCCGAUAAAACAUUUAUAAAAUCAUAAAAUGCAAAAUAUACAUUGAAAAGCUGUUAUUCAAAUUAAACUGAAAACCAAAUUUACAAUAUGAUACGAAGUUGAUAUUUUUGCGAUUUUUGCGUGAGUGAGGGGGGGGGCUUAAGCUCCCUGCUCCAAUGUAGCAUAACACGUGUUUAUAAUCACAUGUCACUUCAUCGUAGCUGCGUAUUUAUGUUCUGUUCAUGUGCUUGCUGAUAUACAAAGCAGCCAUUCUUAUAUUAGCAACAACUCUGAUAUUUAAAUCAGCAACAAUAAAUUAAAGAGAUGCACAGAAAAUGUAUUGAGUGCGUUGUGUUUUACUUUUGGGGUUUUUUGAUGUUAUGCUCUAGCACCAAGUUUUUUCCCCUCUAUCAGAACUAAAAGAUUAAAGGUGUAAAAUUUGCUGCUACAUUGUAAAAUUUCUGACACCAUUUGUUGUUUGAUUGAUUGACCGAGCGAAUACACAUUUUGAGACACAAAAUCCAUUCCUUUUGUUCCAUUCAAAGCUAAGCCUUUUACAGGCACUGUUACGUCAUUUUACUAUUUAUAUAUACAUAUGUAUGAAACGGUACCACGAGUGCUUUCACAAGCCACUCGGGUUGAAUGCCAUCAGCCCUUUCUUAGCUUUUCAGUCCACGACUGUGUGUGUGAUUGUGUGUCUACAAGUGUGUCCCCUGAUACAAGUUUCUACUCCUUAUAAAAUGUUCACGAUGACUCUUACUAAUCUACUUACAAUAUUUGCUUAUUCCGUAGUACAAAGGCGGUAUUUAGCGUGAAUACAUAAAAACGUAAGUAGGAGGUGAUAAAUAUAUUAGGAACUUUGUAGGGUAAAAGGGCAUGUAAAAUAUAACGUUAACGGAAAACAUAAAAAACCUACGUGCAACGAGCUAAUAUUUCCUAACUAAAGAGAAGCAUGGAAAAGUAUAGACAUUAAUGAAAGACUGUCCUACAAUGAAAUUAGUGUCUCUAUUACAAAGGCACUAUGUCCUGAAGUAUUUCACUGGCCAUUUAAAUUCCCAUUGGUUAGACUAUACAAUAGAACUAUUGUUACGGAGCCAAUCGGCAACGUACUCGAUGUUUCCUCGAUUUUAAACGCGCUGCAAGAGAGUUCUAAAGUGUGACGUCACCAAAAAACUAUUUUCAGAAUUUUUGAAUUUAACCACAUAACAUAAAAGAUCACCAUGAAAUACUUCCCAAUAU
Molecule: messenger RNA, 4937 nt
Organism: Rhopilema esculentum
Lineage: Eukaryota; Metazoa; Cnidaria; Scyphozoa; Rhizostomeae; Rhizostomatidae
Source: RefSeq, a predicted model, not a curated record